AUGUGUGAAUCUGGAUCAUAUUGUUUCACAACGUGGAUUGUGGCUCACGGAGCCAUUAAGGAGCAGGGAUGCAAAACGACCCGUACCGAUCUGACGGAUCGACAAUGCCAAACGAAUCGAAAAGGACUGGUUACGUGUGUCUGCAGUUCUGAAAAAUGCAACGACGCCUCGUUUUCCAUCCCAUCAGAUAUAGCUCUAACUGCUCCACCAGUCAUCAAAUGCUAUAGUUACAGUAUGAAAGACGACGAUUUCUGUUUCGGUCAUUACUGUACCUAUAAAGCACAAACGAUUAUGAACGAUUUUGGCGACGUUUUUAAGUCAUCCUAUGAGAUACAACGGGGAUGUUCGGAUGCAGUUUACGCCGAUGAUACAGACUCCGCGAAUGUUUGUUAUGCAAUAGAUGACAGUAUCAUUUGCCAGUGUAAUUCAGAAUUCUGCAAUCGUGACCAAUCAUUGCAAGUCCCUCUGGGAAAUCUGUUGUGUUAUUUUGGACAUGCCACGAAUCCUAAUCCUGAUGCGUUGAACUAUUGUAGGGGUCACUUAUGUUAUAUGACGGCUCCAGAUUAUAAGGGAAAAAUAACAAGAGGAUGCUUUAGUGUUUCUGAUGGAGCACCUGCUGAUUUAAAACUUCCCGGAGCAUCCAGAUAUUUCAAAAUCUGUAAUGAAGACUUAUGUAAUGGGGACUAUUCUGAAAAUGCGGUGACGCCGAUUUCAAACAGUGUGGAAGGUUCUGGAACGCCUGAAAGUGGAUGA
Molecule: messenger RNA, 753 nt
Organism: Caenorhabditis briggsae
Lineage: Eukaryota; Metazoa; Nematoda; Chromadorea; Rhabditida; Rhabditidae
Exons: 6
Coding region: 1-753 (250 amino acids)
Cellular component (GO): membrane
Molecular function (GO): transmembrane receptor protein serine/threonine kinase activity
Source: RefSeq, a predicted model, not a curated record